AUCCGAACGUAGGUUGAACUGUGAUCAAAAGGACAAGACAUUUACUGGUCUCAUCCGCCAAAUCUCAUCACUUGCUUUUCCCAUCAUGUCUGAACUACGCUUCGACGACCGUGUUGUUAUUGUCACCGGUGCUGGAGGAGGUCUUGGCAAGGCUUACGCGACGUUUUUUGCGUCCCGAGGUGCCUCGGUUGUUGUGAACGAUCUUGGCUCAAGCCGAACUGGAGAUGAGGGUGGCGACCACAAGGCCGCCGACGUUGUUGUGAACGAAAUUAAAGCUGCCGGUGGGAAGGCAGUCGGCAACUACGACUCUGUUGAGGAUGGUGACAAGAUUGUGGAAACGGCAUUGAAUGCUUUUGGACGUGUUGAUAUCGUCAUAAACAAUGCUGGUAUCUUGCGUGACAAAUCCUUUGCUCGUAUGACGGAUGCAGACUGGGAUCUUGUCCACCGUGUUCACGUGCGUGGAUCAUACAAAGUCGCUAAGGCUGCAUGGCCCCACAUGCAGAAGCAAGGUUUUGGCCGGAUCAUCAACACAGCUUCCGCUGCCGGUAUUUACGGUAACUUUGGUCAAGCUAACUACGCUGCGGCGAAAUUGGCGCUUUUUGGAUUCUCCAACACAUUGGCGCGGGAGGGCGAAAAGAAGAACAUUCGAGUGAACACUAUUGCACCUCUUGCAGCGUCGAGAAUGACGGAAACUGUCAUGCCUCCCGAGAUCCUUGCUGCCCUCAAGCCUGAAUUUGUCGUACCUCUGGUGGCUUACUUGUGCCAUGAGUCUACCGAGGAGACUGGCUCGAUCUUCGAGGUUGGUGCCGGGUUCGUUUCCAAGCUCCGAUGGGAGCGGUCCCCUGGAGCCGUCUUCAAGGCCGACUCCUCCUUCACUCCUUCGUCCGUUGCCGCAAAAUGGGGAGAGAUCACGAGUUUCAACAACCCACAAUACCCCACCUCCAUCAUGGACACUGACUGGGUUGGGCUUUUGGAACAAGCUAAGGGACUCAGUGGUAACCCCAACCCCUCGGAGCUCCGCUUCGACGGCAAGGUCGCUAUUGUGACGGGUGCUGGAAACGGUCUUGGCCGCGCCCACGCAUUGUUGUUCGCCAAGCUCGGUGCUUCCGUUGUCGUUAAUGAUCUUGGUGGAUCCACCAAGGGUGAGGGUGUUGAGCAAUCUGCUGCUGACAAGGUUGUUGACGAGAUCCGUGCUGCGGGAGGCAAGGCGGUUGCAAACUACGACUCAGUUGAGGAUGGUGAGAAGGUCGUUGAUACCGCCAUCCAAGCGUUUGGACGCGUUGAUAUCAUUGUCAACAACGCUGGUAUCCUUCGUGACAAAUCCUUCGCUCGUAUGACUGACAACGACUGGGACCUCGUGCAGCGCGUCCACCUUCGUGGUACCUACAAGGUAGCUAAGGCAGCCUGGCCUCAUAUGGUUAAGCAAAAGUAUGGUAGAAUCAUCAACACUACUUCGGCUGUGGGUCUCUACGGAAACUUUGGUCAAGCAAACUACAGUGCUGCCAAGGCGGGUACUGUCGCCUUCAGCAACACUUUGGCCUUGGAAGGUGCGCGCUCCAACAUUGUUGUUAACACCAUUGCCCCCAAUGCUGGUACGCGUAUGACCGCCACGGUCAUGCCUCCAGAAAUGGUGGAGGCUCUCAAGCCCGAAUACGUUUCUCCUUUGGUUGCCUACCUUGGUCACGAAAGCAACACCGAGACUGGUGGUGUCUUUGAAGUCGGCUCUGCAUGGGUCGCAAAGGUUCGCUGGCAACGAACUGGUGGCGUUGGUUUCCCCGUGAACAAACCUCUCCUUCCCGAACACAUCGCCGCCAAAUGGGCCGAAAUCACCAACUUCGACGAUGGCCGGGCCACCUACCCCACAAACACGCAAGAGUCGUUCGCCGCUGUGCAAGCAAACUUUGACAACGUUGCAGGUGAUGUUACACCCGCGGCGGCCGCUGAGGCCAAGCGUGAAGCGGCACCUGUCACGACCGAGUCCGCGUCACCUGCCGGCGGUGUGGCAGUUCCUGGCUUUGCAUCAUCCAAGGUGUUUGAGCAGAUUGAGACUGGCUUGAAAGCCGCCUCUCCCGCUGCUAAGGCCGCGCAAGUCAAGAAGAUCAAGUCGAUCUUUGCGUUCGAAAUCACAAACGCCGAAGGAAAGAAGCAGACAUGGUUUGUGGAUCUCAAGAAUGGCGAGGGUGCUAUCGGCGCAGGUAGUCCACCAGGCAAGGCUGACAUGACUGUCCUUGUGGGCGACAAGGACUUCCUUGAGCUUGCUGCGGGCAAGCUCAAACCCCAGAAGGCAUUCAUGGCGGGCCGCAUCAAGAUAAAGGGCAACAUGGGACUUGCGACCAAGAUUGAUGCGGUCUUGAAGCUCGCCUCUGGCAAGGCAAAGUUGUAGAGGGUCAUAUAUUUUAUGGGAUUGUUUCUUUUACUUGUAUCGCCGUAUGUGGAUUUUCAUAAAACAUGAUUGCAUAUUUUCGGGUCGGAACCUCAUUUGAUCACGGCAAUAAUUUAUUAGAAUAUACAGUAGAGUGUGCAUGUGUGACUGCACUAGUGAUUCAAGC
Messenger RNA from Spizellomyces punctatus DAOM BR117, 2549 nucleotides. RefSeq lists its product as uncharacterized. The transcript has 14 exons. The record is from RefSeq and is a predicted model, not a curated record. Bases 86 to 2383 code for a protein of 765 amino acids. Lineage: Eukaryota; Fungi; Chytridiomycota; Chytridiomycetes; Spizellomycetales; Spizellomycetaceae. Gene Ontology annotation, molecular function: oxidoreductase activity.